Molecule: messenger RNA, 3375 nt
Organism: Colletotrichum acutatum
Lineage: Eukaryota; Fungi; Ascomycota; Sordariomycetes; Glomerellales; Glomerellaceae
Product: hsp90-like protein
Exons: 2
Coding region: 1-3375 (1124 amino acids)
Biological process (GO): phosphorelay signal transduction system; phosphorylation
Molecular function (GO): phosphorelay sensor kinase activity
Source: RefSeq, a predicted model, not a curated record
AUGCAGGAUAUUUCGAAAGUGAUUUUGAACUAUUUAGACGCCAAACGGAACAGGGACGAUCACCGACGCGCCGACAGGAUGGUUCGUGGCGUCGGCAGCUUCAUCGAGGGCAAGAGCACCGUGUCGGGAUGGAGGGAGAGGAAUAACGUUGACUCGUUCAAUGACCACUCGUCAUUUGAGGGAGCUCUGAAUAAGAACCAGCAAAAGAUCGAACGCAACAAAGAAAUGCUCGCAUUCCAGGCCUUUGAGGCGCAGCAAAUUCACCCGUCUGUUGUUGCGACGCAGAGUGCGCCGCAACCAAAAGCUCAAGGACCGGAUGAUCAGCCGGUUUCGCCUACAACGGAAUCUCGACCUUAUCCUAACCCAAACCAAGACCCGAGGGCACUGCCAUCUGCGUCUGCGACCUCGUUGGAAAGCAUUUGUUCUGGGUCAGAAGGUGUUGAUCAGGGAGACGGCGACUCGCACAUGUCACAUAUUCAGCACAUUUUCUCAAAGGCUGCCAACAUUAUUCGGGAAGCUAUAGAGGUCGAGAGCGUGCUUUUUGUGGACGCCAGUAUCGGCUCGUUUGGAGGGCUUGCUGGCCCCAGAGCGACCAACAUGAGGUCCUCCAGGGGUCGUGGCUCGUCCUCAUCCUCUAGUGACGAGCAAAUAAGCCCGGGCUUAGGCACUGGAAGCGUAUUGGGCAGCGACAACGACCAGGAUGACAACCUUUGUGCAGUUCUCGGCUUCUCGAGUUCAUCAAUCUCAACCGUCGACGGAGACAUGCCGUCUCUAAAUCACACCUCAAUAUCCGAAAAGUUUCUCACUAAACUAUUGCGAAGACAUCCGAAAGGCAGAAUUUUCAGCUUCGACGAGAACGGCUCUAUUCAAUCUAGUGACCAUUCUGGCGACGAUCACGCUACACAGCCAGAAACACCACUCCAGGAGAUAACAGACGUCGCAAAGACCCCAGCCGAGGACGAACGGCAACGAAACAAGAAACGGAAGCAAGCUUACUCGAGACGAAAUGAAGCGAAAACACUCAGCAGUCUAUUUUCGGGAACACGAAGCAUGGCUGUCAUACCUUUGUGGGACGCACAAAAGCAACGCUGGUACGCAGGCGGAUUCGUCUGCACCAAGACUCCGACUCGAGUCCUUACCAUCGAAGGCGAGCUCAGCUAUCUACGCGCCUUUGCCUCAGUUAUCAUGUCAGAGAUCGACCAUGUCAACUCGAUGCUUGUGGACAAGGCGAAGACGGACCUGUUAAGCUCACUCUCUCACGAGCUACGGUCGCCGCUCCAUGGUAUAAUCCUUGGCGCGGAGCUGCUGCACGAUACCACUAUGGACGCUUUCCAGGGAGAGACGCUGGUCUCAAUAGAAAAUUGUGGCCGCACGUUGUUGGAUACUAUUGACCACCUCCUGGACUGGAGCAAGAUCAACAAUUUCAUCGGGUCUCCAAAACACCGAAGAAACUCGACCGCAUUCGGCGAGCGAGGCUUGAGAGCUCGGGGUCAGAAAAUUACCAUCGAAGCUGGCAUGAUGAGCAUCACCUCAAAUGUCGAAGUCGACGUUUUGUCUGAGGAGGUUGUCGAGAGCGUCUGUGCUGGCUUCAGUUACCAACGCGUCUCUGUAGCCCAACUUGCGGGAAACAGACCGACAGAGCACGCCGACACUACGGCGUUGCGCAGACUUGACAGUAUGCAAGCAAUGGAGGAAAUGGCGACGCGAACCAACAAAGUUGGGGACUUUCAAGUCGUCCUCGGCGACGUAUCCGUCACUUUCGACAUUUCACCCGCGACCUCUUGGGGUUUCCAUACACAGCCAGGAGCUUUGAGGCGAGUCAUCAUGAAUCUCCUGGGGAACUCGCUCAAGUACACAGACAAAGGAUUCAUCAAUGUCACUGUAAACCAGCUGGCCCCGCGCACCGAUGCGCCAUCUAAAAAGGCCAUCAUUCAAAUCGACGUGGUAGAUUCCGGACGUGGCAUUAGUCAGGAUUACUUACAGCACGAUCUUUUCGCACCUUUCGCUCAGGAGAAUUCUUUUUCUGCCGGAGCCGGUCUGGGUCUGAGCUUGGUCAAGCAGAUAGUCAACAAGCUGCGCGGGUCUAUCCAGGUGUGGAGCAAGGUCGGACGAGGAACUAAAGUGAGGGUUCAACUUCCCCUGCUGUGCGCCAAUACAGAAACACCAACGAUAGCCAACGUGGAAGAAGCCAACUUCAAUGCCUUCCAGGCAUCUGUCAGCGAACUCAUGGGUCUAAGAGUCAAACUUCAGGGGUUCCCUGAAGACUACGGAGUCAACAUGCCCGACGAGUUGACUAGCAACACCCCCAGCGAAGGAGCAUUGGUCGCAAACCUCUGCAAAGAAUGGCUUCAGAUGCAAGUCAUCGACCAGUCCAUCCCGCCCUCACAACAACUCCUUCCCGACUUGGUUCUGUCUACAGAAAAGCAACUAGAGCAUCUUUUGAUGGAGCGCCGCUGGGGCAUCAUUAACACACCGGUCGUGGUGAUAUGCCGGAACGCGCUUAUUGCGCGCCAACUAGCUACCUCGGCACGAUUCACCGGCAAUCGCAUCAUAUUUGAGUUCAUCUCACAGCCGAUCGGUCCAAGAAAGCUUGCCAAAGUGCUUUUGCUGAGCUUCAACAGAUGGACGAAAAUACAAGAGCGGGCGGUACCGACUCCUACAAUGCUGUCGUUGGCCAGCCCAGAAGCGUCCAAUGCGGGUGGUGACACGCCGGUUGGGCGAGCACAAGACAGACUUACGGAGGUGGGAAGUACCGAAGCCCUUCCAAACCUUCCGGCCGAAGAUGAUAUUGCCGAGAAAUUGGAGGAGUUGUCAAACACCGAAGUCGAAACAAGGCAGAGCGUGGACGAUCAACCUAUGGAGAAGAGAGAUACGGAGCCAAGGCCUGAGGAUAUCGUCCUACCGGACACGCCGGAGGAACAUCCCAAGAGACCAACGCCUGAGGGCCAAGACAUCCCACGAUUGUCGCACAGACCAAAGAAGACCAGAGGAGAUCGUCACAAGUUUCUCUUGGUGGACGAUAACCCGCUCAACCUCAAAAUGUUGGCGACGUACAUGAAGAGGCUUGGACACGACUAUCGGAACGCAAAAGACGGGCAAGAAGCGUUGGACGAGUUCCGUGAAGCACUGGGCGAGUAUCACUGCAUUCUAAUGGACAUCUCGAUGCCUGUGAUGGACGGAUUUGAGGCGACGCGACGAAUACGUGCUCUUGAGACGAAAAGCAGCCUGACACGCAGUCUGAUUAUCGCACUUACGGGAUUGGCAUCAGCUGAUGCACAGCAAGAAGCGUUCGCGAGCGGUAUUGAUCUAUUUUUGACGAAACCUGUGCGCCUGAAGGAGCUGAGUAAAAUACUAGGGAACAAGGGUAUAGCAUGA